Neltuma alba is the source of this 651-nucleotide messenger RNA. RefSeq names its product protein TIFY 5A. Gene Ontology annotation, biological process: regulation of defense response; regulation of jasmonic acid mediated signaling pathway; response to wounding. The record is from RefSeq and is a predicted model, not a curated record. The transcript has 3 exons. Gene Ontology annotation, cellular component: nucleus. Lineage: Eukaryota; Viridiplantae; Streptophyta; Magnoliopsida; Fabales; Fabaceae. The coding region runs from base 93 to 458 and encodes 121 amino acids.
AGUCUCUACCAACCUCAGAUCAUCAUCAUCAUCCUUCUUCUUCUUCGCUUUUCUCUCUGUUUGCUCUGCGCAACCUUAUCGGACUACACAAUAUGAGGCGGAAUUGCAACUUGGAGCUUCGUCUUUUUCCUUCGUUUGAGACCAGUCACCUCCGUGACACUUCGACGGAACCAGAUAGUGAAAGCCCGCAGCAAAAUCUGCAGAAGCUCACCAUUUUCUAUGACGGGAAGAUGUGUGUUUGCGAUGUCACUGAAUUUCAGGCGAGAUCGAUCUUGAUGCUUGCAAAUAGAGAAAUGAAGGAAAGAGCAAGGACACCAAACGGGUCAUCGGAGCCAUGUUCACCAAAUACAGUGCCAUUGUACAGCCCAGGUGGUGGUCUUUCUAUGAAAAGAUCGCUCCAAAAUUUCCUCCAGAAGAGAAAGAACCGAAUCCUCGAAGCUUCCCCCUACCAUCACUAGCCAACUCAUCAGUUUAAGGAGACACAAUUUUUCAUUUGUUGAUGUCCGACAGAUAUAGAGUUCAUUACUUUUUGGCCGAUGUAUCCAUUGGCCCUUGAAAGGCCCUGUAAAUUAUAUAUGUAUGGCGUUAUAUUUUGUAGCUCAAUCUGGUGUUGAAGUUACUGAAUUUCUUGAUUGACAUCAAGUUUAUCUC